GCGCCCUGGCCCAGCUAUAGUCAUUGUACCUCGUGUGGAGGGGGCCAGACCCAUACGGGACAGAUGGUUCCAUUCUCGGGUCCGUCAACGAGUGCAGGGCCGCCAAGUUUCCCGGUGACGCAAGGCCAAUUCACAACCCAGCCUCCCCCCUCACAGCAAGCAUCGCAGGCUAGUGUGGCAGGAGGAGGAGGCCAAGGGCAAGGAGGACAUGGCAAUGGUGGUCAGGGACAGGGAGGCCGAGGGGGUGGCGAACGAGGCCGAAAUGGCGGGGGACGUGGUGGKAGAUGGAGCAGCCAAGGGGGCCAAGGCCAAGGUGACCAGGGUAGUCAGCAAGGAGGCCAAGGGUAUGGGAGGCCCCGCUUCGAUUGGCGGAACACGACCUGCUGGCAUUGUGGCGUUGUAGGCCACACGAUUCGGUUCUGCCAGCAACGGUGGGAUGAUGAGCUUGCGGGCCUGAUUUCCUCUUGUAUGGAUGGGGAUAUAUACGACAAGUGGGGGGAGCACAUUGACCCUAGGACCCCGGGAGGGAUUAGACAAGAGGCCCUCAAGCGGGCAGCGGCAGGGCCAUCGGCCGCCCCGGCCAUAUUUAGAAUGUGGCAGGAGAGAGAAGACCCGGCCAUAAGAGUCGAAGAGAUCAUGGGGGAUAGUGAGGAGGUUACGCAACGAUUAAAGGUCGGGGCCAUAAAAGAAGAGCCGAUAAUUGUUGAGUCAGACGACGAGGAGAGAGAGGAUGAAGGGGAGCCGGCCAUAACCACCCUGGAAAAGAUGGAGGAUUUGAUGGAAAAAAUAAGGAGGUACCAGCGAAAACUGAAAGAGUUAUGCAAUGAAGUCCAAGGGUGGAGAGUCGACCUCCCAAAGGUCUUCCUCUAUGAGACCGGGCCGGGGCCGGCAGCUGGACAGCAGAGUAGUCCCGGGGCUGCCAUGGUGGGGUCUGGCCCCAGGUCAGGAAUGAUGUUCAUACCGCCCACCCCGCAUGGGCGGGCGCCGCAAGCAACUCAAACCAGGAGCCAAAGUAAGGCGGACCCUAGUCAACCACCACGCCAAGCGCCAAGUCAGGCACCUCCACGGAAGAGACCUGAGCCAGAGCGUAGAAAGGAGGUGGUCGAGGUCAAGGAAGAAGAGGAAGAGGAUGACGACACGGAGGAUGAGAGACUCCGUCAGGAGGAGGAUCGGCGGACAGAGCAGAGAGCCCAGAGAAAAGAGGCGCAGGAGAGAGUCGAGCCAGGGACACAGGAUGGUGUGCCCAGGAAGAGAAAGUACACCGUCAGGCUGGAGGAGGACUUUGAUGUGGAAAGGAUGGUGGACCGACUCCUUGAAGGUCAUAACAACCUUAUGAACAUAAAAGACAUUCUGGCGUCCGCACCAAGACUCCGGGAGGAGUUGAAAGGGCGAUUGUCUCGAAGGCGGUACAAAACGGUAGAUAAGAAGUGUCGCCAUGUUCCCGUGCUCGUUACGGAAGAUGAGGAGGCUUAUUACGAGCGGGAGCGAGGGUUGAUACGGCGGAUGCAAGAGCAGGCACUGAAGGAUCCAUGCCGUAUCAAUGAUGGAAAUGAAGAGAAAUUAAUAGUCGGAGAGCCAGGGUUUCUCUCGCCUCGGGAAAGGAUGCUGAUGGUACAGCUAAUGAAGAAAAGGCAUCGCGCAUACGCCUUUAAUAAUGACCAGCGGGAGAGGCUGGAAGUGGACAAGAUCCCAAUGAUCCGGAUCCACACGGUCCCCCACGAGCCCUGGAAUCUAAGGGGUGCGCGAUACCCAAACCCUGAUGAGGAGAAGAUGGUGGUGGACUAUCUGCAUGGCAAGAUGUGCACACAUGUCGCCGGCUACUCUAGCGGUCUGUAUGCUUCCCCUUGGUUCUGCUUCAUUAAGCCGAACGGGACGCUACGGUGGGUUCAGGAUCUGCAGCGACUAAAUGCGGUAACGGUACGAGAUGCGGGGGGCUUGCCAAACGCAGAUGCACUGUCAGAGUCAUGCGCGGGGAGGCCGAUAAUCUCACUUAUCGACCUCUAUUCCGGGUAUGAUCAGUUCCCUGUAUACCCGCCCGAUAGGCCGGUGACGGCGAUGCACACGCCAAGGGGGCUAAUCCACAUGAAUGUGGCCCCCCAAGGUUGGACAAAUGCGGUGGCAAUGGUGCAAAGACAUAUGAUCAGGGUCAUGCAAACAGUCAGUCCGCACAUCACUCAGCCCUACAUCGACGACUUGGCGGUUAAAGGGCCAAAAAAGAAAGAGGAGGAUGAGGUGCAGCCCGGAGUGAGGCGUUUCGUUUGGAGGCAUAUCCAGGAUCUCGAUCGAGUCUUGGGGCUGCUAGAGGAGUACAACCUCACUGCAAGCGGGCCAAAAUCCAAGCACUCCAUGAGAGAAGCCACCAUCCUGGGGUUUGUCUGCAACGAGAAAGGCCGGAAGCCAGACGUAAAGAAGACAGACAAAAUCCUAGAGUGGCCGGUACCUUUCCAGACCAUAACGGAUAUAGAGGAACAUGAGCAGCUAAUGGGAGGGAUGUAUCUGCUCACGAAUAAGCUCCUGCAAGGAGACUUCGACCGGAGAGGCUCGUUUAGUCAUAAGGAGAAUGAAAUCCUGAUUCCGGAAAACCAGGAUGACGAGUUCGAAGAAGGGGAGAUCAAGGAGGCAUUCUGGGCAGAGGAAUACGACGGGAUCUAUCUUGAGCUGGGCCUACUCCUAUCCUGUGAAAUGAGGGACAGGGAUGCUAGUGAUAAGGCGCAGAAGAUGAGGCACCUCUACGUGGUGAGAGAUGGGCACCUGCUUAUAAAGCGGCAAGUUGGGAACCCCAAGCGGAUUGUGUGUGGGAGGAACCGACAGUUGGACAUCAUAGCAGUAUUACAUGAUGGUAUAGCAGGAGGGCACAUAGGGAUAAGUGCCACGUGCACGAAGAUAAGUGAGCUAUACCACUGGGAUGGAACGUUGACCAUGGUCAUUAAAUACUGUCAAUUUUGUGUCCCGUGUCAAGAGAGGUCAGCGCAAAGGCCGGGAGAGCCCCUGCAGCCAAGGUUGGAAAGGGAGGUGGGUGUGGUUGUACACCUGGACCUAUUGUUUAUGCUAGUUGGGGAAAAUGGAUGCAAUUAUAUCUUCGAUGCCCGGGAUAACCUCACUGGGUUUGUGGACGGUCGGGCUAUCCGAACGAAGACUAGGCCAGUUUUGGCGAAUUGCAUCGAGGAAUACUACCUGCGCUAUCCUUUCGUCAAGGAGUUCAUGAUGGAUCGAGGAUCAGAGUUUACCUGCAAUGAGGUGCGGACCUUGCUCGCAGGGUAUGGGGUAGUGGCCAACUACACUACGACAGCGCACCCUCAAGCAAACACUCCUGUGGAGAGGGGACACAGUACCAUCACGAAUCUCUUGGCUAAGUGGACAGAGGGCAAGCCUGGUCAGUGGCCGAAAUUCCUGCGAGCGGCUUUCUUUGUGGAGAACGUUACGAUGAAAAAGACUACCAAGUAUGCGCCAGCCACGCUAUGGUAUGGGAGGCACGCCACCUUUCCUAUAGAAAGUUUUAUGAAGAGGUGGAGGCGCCAGGACUUGGAAGUAAACCUGUCCUUUGAGGAACUGCUCGAUAUCCGGGCACGACAAGUGGGGGAGGCCGAGGAAAGAUUGCGAGAAGCCGCUAGCCAGGUAGAGAGAAGUCGCAUGGAGGAUAAGAUGAGGUGGGAUCAAAUGGCCCGAGUGCGGAAGGAGCCCUUGGCAGUGGGAGAUAAUGUGCUAUUAUACGACUCAUCCCUGGAAAAGCAGUGGUCACGAAAACUUGGCAAAAGAUGGUUGGGGCCCUACAAGAUUAUGCGAUGCGGCGAAUUUGGGGCAUACCAGAUCGAAGAGCUAAAGGGCACAGAGUGGAAAGAUUGGGUAUCCGGGACGAGACUAAAGAAGUCUGACUUUUUGAAGGCAACCAUGCAGAGGGGCGGGCAGGGCACGCGGCCACGACAGAGACCUCUCGGGGCAUCCGGGGGGGAGGAGCGGCAUGGGCCCUUCAGGAGAGAGCCCACACCCGUGUUUGAUGACAACAACAUCGUGCUCUUCUUGGACGCCUACCGAGAGCAUGCAGCCCAGAGAGGAUGGGACGUGCCUGAGAGGCGGGAGGGAGGACAAGCAGGACCGGCUAGGGCCAGGGAGUCCUUCCCUGCUUGUGGCCUCAGGCAGGUGGAGUUCCAUCAAGUCACAGAGGGUGACCUACUGGGGCCCUCGCCACAAGCGUCAGAGCAGAGGGAGAGCGAGGUACCAGCAGCGCCUUUCAGGAGUCUGGAGGCCCACUUGGACGCGUCCCAAUGGGAGGCCCCUUCAGCAGGAGAGAGCCCCACGGACCCAUCAGGGGGAGGGCAGACUCGCCCAGAGCCACUCAGAUUGAAGGGGGUAGGUGCGGAAGAUGUCAUUGUGGUGGAAGGUGAUACUCCCCCUGACUCCCGAGCUCGAGCUCAGACACGGUGGUCUUGGCCAGAGGGCAUCCCAAAGCCAGACAGCCAGGAUGCCCCAGUACCACCACCAGAGGCCACUAUGUCACCCAGGCAGGAGGUUGAGGCGAAAGGGCCGGGGGAAGGGUGGAGGACGGAGCCCCGCCUAGUUGUCGACUCACGUUUAGCCGCGCAUGCAGCUAAGCACCCUGACAUUGAGGGGCCCAGCCUGGUUGGGCCAUCAUCGGGGCCAGCACGUACUGAGUUAGAGGAGAGCUCACAAGUUGCGACUGAGGGAGUCGCGGAGGCAAGCCCAGGGGAAGAGCCAGGCGAGGCCGCCCAAGCAAAGCGUGUCAGGGUACGAGCUCGCCUUGCGGAGAUACAUGAGCGGAGAGACAGGAUGGAGGCUGCAGGGAUAGCGCCAAGGCCACCAGUCGCCCCAAAGACAAGUGAACAGAGGAUUGACGAGUUGCGGGCCAGAUAUGAGGGGCGGAGGGAGGCAGCUCGCCAAAGGGCACGAGAGACGGGCCAGGUGAUUGAGGGUGCAGACGAGGUGAUAGAGGUUGGGGAGCUGGGUUUUGCCGCCACUAGAAAGGCCGUCGAGUGGGUGGACAAGGAGAUAAAGCAGACAUCCAUCGAGGCCUUUCAAAGGUACUCCCUGCUCAGUGACGAACUGGCCCUCAGGAAAAACGAGGUGGAACAGCUGACUGCCCAACUCGCAGAGGAGAGGGCUGAGAACAAGGCCAGGCAAACUCGCCUGGAGGCGAAGGAGGCCGAGUGGGAGGCAAAGCUUAACGAAAUGGCGGCCGCAGUGGAAAGGCUUGCCGCUACCAAGGUAUUUCUGGACCCAGCUGAGGCAGAGGCAAGGAAGGAAGCCAACAAGGGAAGCUUUGAGUUCAAGGCUCCCACUGAGCUGGCUUCACAGCAGGAAGGCCCUACUUCAGCAGAGACCCCUAAGGAGGCGCUGACCCAAGAGCCCCAACCUGCACCUGAAGAAGAGGGGGAGGCUGAGGAGUCACUGACGAUCCUUCUAGAGGUACAGGAGGGGACUCUCACUAGAGCGGUGGAGCCUCCACAGCUUGAGGCGCAAGGGGAGGAGUCGUCACGUCUGGACGAGUUGAUAGCAACCAUGGAGGUGGAUACGCCGCCAGAGAGGCCUCAGGGACUGGAGACCCCAGAGCACGAUCCAAAGUUGGAAGAGUUGAGGGUACAGCUGGGCUCGUGGGCCACCGAGACUGACUCGGGAGGACCGACUACUGACCAGAGGCAGCAGGAGGCCACGAGCCAGCCUACUAGAGUCGCUACUCCCUAGGCUCCGAGGCCCUGUGAAAAGGAGGAGGAAGCCAUAUUGGAGGUAACCCGCGAGGGCCGGCCACUGAGA
Chara braunii is the source of this 5766-nucleotide messenger RNA. The record is from the annotation of a GenBank genome assembly. Lineage: Eukaryota; Viridiplantae; Streptophyta; Charophyceae; Charales; Characeae.